Cuscuta epithymum is the source of this 1985-nucleotide messenger RNA. The record is from the annotation of a GenBank genome assembly. Lineage: Eukaryota; Viridiplantae; Streptophyta; Magnoliopsida; Solanales; Convolvulaceae.
AAAUUUUUGGUAUAUACGCAAAAUUUUUGUACGACUACAAGUGAUUGACUCAUUGAAAAGUUUGAAACCGGUCAAACCACUGGGGAUUUUUCUUCUUCUGCUCCUGCAGCUCUUCGUCUUCCUCUGCCCGCUCAACGCCAUGAUUUCUCUGAGUGCCACAUCUUCACCUCUGCUCCCAGUAAAAUAUAUCCUCUUGAAACCCUCUCUUACACCGUCCCUUAAACCCCUAAACGAAUACCAACACCGCCGCUCCCGGAAAAGCCUUAAUCUGAGAAGAUUUGGAGCUGGUAAGUGCAAGGCGCAGUUAGUCAAUGAUGCGCCUAUUGCCGUAGCCAUCGGCGCUUGCAUUCUCAACUCCCUGGUAUUCCCCGUUGCUCCUUCGCCGGAUGAGGAUGAAACCGACUCGGUGAUUGACUCUGCCGAUGCCCGAUUAGCUGUCAUGGGGAUAAUUAGCUUCAUCCCAUAUUUCAAUUGGCUAAGUUGGGUCUUUGCUUGGUUGGAUACGAAGAAGAGGCGAUAUGCUGUGUAUGCUAUUGUUUAUUUGGCUCCUUACUUGAGGUCUAAUCUUUCACUGUCUCCUGAGGAUAGCUGGCUUCCAGUUGCGAGUAUUCUCUUGUGCAUCCUCCAUAUUCAGCUUGAAGUCAGUAUAAAAAAUGGAGACAUCCAGGGUUUGCAGUUUUUUAGUGAGACUAGAAAGACAGACAGUACAACAUUUGAAGAGGAUAUAGCAACUGAUCGUAAAAAUUUGCCUUCAGCGCAACGGGGAGAUGAUGAACGUAAGUGGACAGUUCGUGAAAAGCCUUCUCAAGAUCCAGGGAACUUGGAUAAAGAUAGAGAGGAUCCUAUGGGAAGCAAGCACUAAGUUAAGAUCCUAUUGAGGUGAAGUAGAAUCAACAGGGAUUGUAGUAUGUAAAUUUUUAGCAUAUUUAAACUAAUUACUUAUCAGUUAUCACAUCCAUGAGAGUUUCCUAUUUUUUGAAAGUUAAUUUACAUAUUUUGGUAUUAUUCUACAUGAACAAGUAAGCUGAAUAUGAACUCUGCCUUUUUUUAAAUAAUGGCAGGCUAGUAGGCAACUUCCUGUAAAGUAGGCAUCAAGUAAGCAGAAUAUGAACUCUGUGAAAUGAACAAUAGCAUACACAGCAUAUUAAUCUACGGUAUGGGUCCAGAUUUCGUGCCCGUUUCAUUUUGUUUCACUGGUAGUCGGAACUCGGUAGGGAUGAGGGAGGGUAGAGAGAGUGCAUAUAAAUUGUCGGAUUAUAAUGAAUAUUAAUCGCUUAGCAUUUACAUGUUCUGUAAUGUUGUACAUAUUUUAGUAGCAGAUUUGACCAUAUUAGAAUUAAUAGGCUAAAUAAAAAACCUCAUUUAAGGAAACCACACAAGAAUUAAUUAUACUUUAUAUAAGGUUGGGCGCAUUAAGCUAGUAAAUUUGUAAUACAUAAUGUUAGAAUUCAAAUCAUUACCCCUUUAGAUAAACACAAUUAAGGGUUGUUUACUUUUUUUCCAUUAAGUCUUGUCUGGAUUAAGAUGUUUGUCCGUAUUAAGACAUCUGUCUAGAUUAGGUAACAUUGUGAUACUAAGGGGGUGUUUGGAUCUGAUUCUUAAAAUUGUUCCGCUCCUUUAGGAAGCAAAAGCAGAAGUUGGAGUGUUUGGGUGAAAGUGCAGAAGUGAUUCUGGUGCUCUAAUGUACUCCUAGAACUAGAAUCAGUUUUUGUAGAAGCUGGGGUAGACCAGCUUCUGAAAUCUGAUUCUGAUUUUGAUUCUGCUUUAAAAAAGAAGCAGAAACAGAAUCAGUUCCAAACACCCCUUAAGCUGUUUACCAUGUAUGCUGAAUGUGAAUGUGUUGUCUGAAUGACAAUAAGUUACCAAUUUUACCGAUUUACCCUUCUAUCUGUUAUUUUAAUUCUUUAUUCUUUCUCUUUGUAAUUCUCAAUUUCUCAUAGACACAAAUUACAAUCUUUGAGCUUUCUGCUUAUAAGUCGUAAUUG